AUGAAUAGUGAGCGAGGAAAGCUCAAUCGGGAAGCUCAGGGACAACUUAAGACCAGCGGAUCGGGGAAGGGAGAAUACGAGAGAGAAGACUAUCUGGGGGUUGAUAGUAAUCUCAUACCUUUCGGUAGUCUAUUUUCGAGGUCAUACACAAUUACACUGUCCUCCGCUUCGGUCCGACAUAAAGUAAAGGGGCCAAGUGAGUUCCCGAACACACAGGUUAUCGCUACGCCUGAAGAACAAGUAGUCCUUUCUUUACUCCCGCAUCGCUUGCUCUACUCCCCGCCAUAUUCCGUCUUUCUCUACUCCUUGAUAAUCCCCGAAUAG
Molecule: messenger RNA, 324 nt
Organism: Salvia miltiorrhiza (redroot sage)
Lineage: Eukaryota; Viridiplantae; Streptophyta; Magnoliopsida; Lamiales; Lamiaceae
Source: the annotation of a RefSeq genome assembly